UUUGUUUGAGUUUACAGUCAGCUGUUAUUCACGUAACUUUAACUUUUCUCUUGGCUUUUUGGUAGAAAUUCAAUUGCUGUUGCUAUGGUUCGACCAACACUAGUUGCGCUGGCUAAGCGCGUACCGCUCAUACACUUCCGCAAGGGUGGAGCAGGAGUGCCGGGCGCCCAGACAGCAAACCAGAAGGCAAGUUCCCAGGCAGCAGGAGGCAGAAAGUUGGCCGGUGGACCAGCAAUUGAGGACUACGAGCUGCCGGCACGUUUUGCCCGCAAGCCAAUUGAUGCCGAAGAGGCGGCGUACAUCAAUAAUGGGGGUAUUCCAAAGUGAAGGGGCUCCCAAAGUGUGCUGCUCAUAAAAUAUAACACAUGUUAAUGUCACAGCUGUUGUAGACGUCUCGGAUUAUCACACAUGUUUAGCGUAAAUUAUACAAGUUCGAAUUAAAAAGAUUAAAAUAAAUUAAUUGCGGCGCCAGA
This is a messenger RNA of Drosophila sechellia, 473 nucleotides long. RefSeq lists its product as uncharacterized. The transcript is spliced from 2 exons. Gene Ontology annotation, biological process: 2-oxoglutarate metabolic process. NCBI's taxonomy places the organism in Eukaryota, Metazoa, Arthropoda, Insecta, Diptera, Drosophilidae. The record is from RefSeq and is a predicted model, not a curated record. The coding region runs from base 85 to 327 and encodes 80 amino acids.